UGUGCUGUUCUGUUUCCGGUGUGGAUGCAGCCGCGGCAGCUGUUUAUGGUUCAUCCAAAAUGACCAAACUGCAGCUACUGAACGCCUACCUGACGGAGCGGCUGACGGUGGUGGUGAAGGAGAUCCUGGACGUGGUGGAGGACACGGUCACCGAGUACCGGGAGGAGACCGCCAGGACCAAGCAGGAGAACGAGAGCCUCCGGAGGCAGCUGCGGGACAUCCUGCUGCUGGAGGCCGAGACAGAGUGGCUGAGGUCCACCGGGUCCAGUCUUGGGUUAGAGUCUCCGGAGCAGAGAAGCUGUGAUCCAGAGCCGCGGCCCCGCUCCAAGGAGCCCGACUCCCCCCUGAACCAGCAGGGUGUUUCUGUGCAGAGGGAGACGUGCCCCCUGCAAAAUUGGAAACCUGCUGAUGCCUUGGAGCCCACACUGAAGCCGGACCCUCAGACAAAGGAUGCCUCACCCCUUCCAAGUCACUCUUCCUCGGCCCCUAACAUCCAAAUUGAAGUCCCUCUGCUGAGAGAGGAGCCCCAGGCCCUGCCUCUGAUUAAAAGUGAGCCUGAGGACCACACAGUGAGUGAACCUGAGUCUGUGCAGGAGCAGGCAGCUGUCAGGAGCAGGACGGUGUUGGUGCGUGUGGACAGAGAGGAGGCUCACAGAAGCAGGAAGUGCUCUCCGGAGAGACUCGCAGGAGAUGAAGGUGCAGCUGCGGGUUACAUCCCUGAGCUCGUCCACCGCUGCCCCCGCUGCGGCGAGGCGUUUGGCCAUGCCGGCAGCCUGCGACUGCACCUGGAGCAGAAGAGGAAGACCUACGCCUGCGACUGGUGCUGCAAGUCCUUCGCUCAGUCGGCCGACCUGCGGCGCCACCUGCGCACGCACACGGGGGAGCGGCCGCACCGCUGCACCUUCUGUUCCAAGAGCUUCAGCCAGAGGGGGAACCUGCGGCGCCACCUGCGCAUCCACACGGGGGAGCGGCCGUACAGCUGCCCCUACUGCUGCCGCACCUUCAGCGACGGAGACACCAUGAAGAAGCACAAGCGCACGCACUCAGGGCAGAAACCGUACAGCUGCGAGCAAUGCGCCAAAUCCUUUACCAGCGCCAGUGGGCUGCAUAUACACUUAAAGAAGGACAUGUGCGCUGCGCAGCUAACACCUGAUGGGCAGCUACAGCAAAGACAUGCACAUAUUGUGCUGCAGGAAUGAGUCCUUAAUCCCUGAAUUUAGUGAGCAUUCUAGGACUUCCUGUUCUCAUUUUUUUCUAAAAAGAUUAAUUUACAUGUUCACCUUGCCGUGGUGCAUAAUGCUGCAUACAUAAACACAGUUAGAUGAAUUCACGUGGAAGGCCUUAAAAACAGCCGUUGCUAACAAAUUGCUAAAUGGGACGACUAAACGUCAUCACGCCGAACAUUAGCAGCCUUUAGCUUAGCGGCGGUGACUUGAAGUCAUGUGACCGUGCUGUAGUUCCUUUGUAGCCUAACAUUAGCUUUCUACUUCUGGAGAUUGCAUUUACGCUUUUAAAAUCGUAAACAUGUCAAUACGUGGAUAUUAUCCUGCUUAACAAAAUGUGUAAGUAUCAAUAACAUUUGUUGGUCACAGAUUGAAUUUUUUGCAUUGUCUUUUUGUGAAGGGAACCAGGCAGAUGCUAACUUCAGCGUCAGACUACAAAAAUACAUGAAUCCUGCACUUCUCUAUAUAUAUUUAUUCUAAGUAAAGGACGUAAGCAUUACAAGCCAGUCGGAUAUAUAAAAUGGUGGAUCUCUAAAUAUAUAUAUUUAUGUAUUAUUUGAUGUAUAACAUAUUUUAUAUUGAUAAUUAAAAUCUGCCAAGUAACUAACUCAUCAAUAACAACUACAACAUUUAAAAAUAAAAUAAUGAAUAGAAGAAUAAAACUGACCCUCACAUUUUGCAUCAAAAAGAAAAUAACAAUCAAAGAAUUGCCAAUUAAUUAUUUUUUACGUCGUUAUUUAAAUGAUAAAAUAGCAAAGGAAGAACAUAUUUGAGUGAAGUACUCGUACCUGUAAAUUGAAUAUAUAGCCUCUACAUAUCCAUCCUGCUGGCUUGUGAUGCACCGGAUGAUGAAAUUAAUUUGACAUUCCUGUCUUUACUUUUUCUCUGAUUCCUCCUGCUGAGGGUCUUCAAUGCACUUUGUUUGGUUUUACUCUGAAAGAGACAGGAAGUAGUCUAUAGGCAGCUACACAGUCGCUGCAUUAAUAUGUAUUUAUUUAUUUUUAUUUCUUAAGUUGGGACCCUCCAGUGUAACACCACACCGGUUGCUUCACAACUAAAACAUUGAAUAUAAAAAUAUUAUUUAUUUCCUUUAUUUUUUAUCAAUGUAUAAACUAUGUCUGAUCUCACGCCACAAUAUUUAUUUUUUGGAGAUUGUGAUUGGAAAUGCAGAUAUGAUGUUAGAUAGUAGAUUUGUGGUAUUUCACAGAAAAAACAGAAAACCUGUGUUAGCAGAUACGGUUAUGUGUGUAGAUAUUUACUGUGGGAUUAUUAGUAUUUUGUAUUGCGGUAAAAAUUAUGUUUUUUUAGAAAAAUAAAUGUUCAGUCAAACUGUUCUCGAAAAAGUUGAUUUCUAAUAAAGUUUUACAUUUAGAGUCGUGCACACUGAUCACUUUACCUUAUUGACUUUUGAUACUCUCACUCACUUAAGGUUCAGUACUGAUCAUUUGUAUUUAAUCCAUCAACAAUUGUUCCUCCUGUCUAUUAUUUUGUUCUAUAGCACACGUUUUUUUUAUGUCUUGUUUUUUUUCUUCCAAAAAUUAAACCAAACGUUCUACAUUUUCAAGUUUCAGAAAGAAAAAUAAAUUAUUAAUAUUGCAGAUUUAAAAUACAAAAACUAAAUAAGGACUGCUUCAAGGAGAAAAUAAAGUUGAAUUAAUUAAAGUCUCGAAUUGUUUUAAAAAAUAAAUUCUUACUUGGAAACUGCUUUUGCUGUGAGAAAUGUAUUUCCUGUCUAGCACAUAUUAUUACAAUACAUUUCCCCCCAAAAAAUAUAAAAUGUUGUAAUAAAAGACCAAAAUACUCUUACU
Trematomus bernacchii (emerald rockcod) is the source of this 3031-nucleotide messenger RNA. RefSeq names its product zinc finger protein 835-like. The coding region runs from base 60 to 1199 and encodes 379 amino acids. The transcript is spliced from 2 exons. Lineage: Eukaryota; Metazoa; Chordata; Actinopteri; Perciformes; Nototheniidae. Gene Ontology annotation, molecular function: DNA-binding transcription factor activity, RNA polymerase II-specific; RNA polymerase II cis-regulatory region sequence-specific DNA binding. Gene Ontology annotation, biological process: regulation of transcription by RNA polymerase II. The record is from RefSeq and is a predicted model, not a curated record.